GCGCAGCGCCGACCAAAUUGCCUCUUUCGAAUACGGCACCGGUAUGAGCGGCCGCUACAUACCUCGGGUAUACACAGCGGGAGAAUGCUCCUCCGACAUGCGAGCGUAGGAAGCAAGCAUCCGCGUGGCAGCUCCGAUGAUAGUGCUCGUUCUCGGACUUUUGCAGCGGGAUAUGAAGAUUGACAGCUAGCCCGACGGGAUCGGAUACCGGCGUCGUCCUGAUCCGUUGACGCUUGGAAAGCAACACCAAAACCAUGACUUUGGAGCAUCACAGCGACCACGACAGCUACGUCAAGUCGGGCUUCGCUGGAAAAGUCGGCUGGGGAAACAAACCCGCGCUGCUACUCAUCGAUGUCUGCAAUGCAUACUGGACCAAGGACAGCCCCUUGGACACGAGCGCGAAUCCCGAAUCGGCGGCUGCACUCGUCUCGAUAACGAGGCUGGUCGGCGCAGCGCGCGAGGGCAAAGUGCCACUAAUAUGGACACGGGUCGAGUACACGGAGCCCGAUAUGUCGGACGCGGGCAUCUUCUACCGCAAAGCGCCGCUGCUGAAGGUAUUCCUGAAGGGCAACGAGACGGGCCUCGAGAGCUGGGUCUCGGGCUUGGAGCCCCAGGACAGCGAGCUCGUCAUUCCGAAGCGGUACCCCAGUGCCUUCUUCGCGACAGACCUCAGCACUCGCCUGCAGCUGAAAGGCAUUGACACGCUGGUCAUUUGCGGCGUCAGUACGAGUGGCUGCGUGCGAGCGAGCACACUCGAUGCAAUGUGUCUUGGAUAUCGACCAAUCGUCGUCAGCUCGGCGUGCGGAGACCGGUCCAAAGCCGUGCACGAAGCAAAUCUGUUCGAUAUGCAGGCGAAGAUGGCGGACGUGGUGCCUGAGAGCGAGGCAAUCGAGAAACUUAAGGCUGGUUGGAUCCGAUAGAUCUGUCGUCACUAUCCCGAGUUGCCCCGACAUCAGUCCAUUCACGUAGCUGUGUACCUUGCUUCUCCACACAAGGCGCCUCGAAGGCUCCGCUAUCAUGACUCGAAGGAGGGCACCAAGCAUCUCUGAGCAGUUUCUACCACGGUACAGUCGCUCAGCAAGGCGGUCAGCGACUGACAAAGCUCUCUCAAAGCAAGCACGGAUCAUUACAAGUGUGGGGUUGAGUCUUAGUGUCGCAACGGCCCGAUACCAACAGAGCCUCGUAAAGAUUAGAAACAUUCAGGCGUCCC
Molecule: messenger RNA, 1210 nt
Organism: Didymella exigua CBS 183.55
Lineage: Eukaryota; Fungi; Ascomycota; Dothideomycetes; Pleosporales; Didymellaceae
Product: Isochorismatase hydrolase
Exons: 2
Coding region: 255-920 (221 amino acids)
Source: RefSeq, a predicted model, not a curated record